Molecule: messenger RNA, 1479 nt
Organism: Prorocentrum cordatum
Lineage: Eukaryota; Dinophyceae; Prorocentrales; Prorocentraceae
Source: the annotation of a GenBank genome assembly
AUGCUGACUGGGAUCGCGGGCGACUUCACGGGCGACGUGCCUUUCUCAUACCACCGCGAGCUCCGCAAGGCUGGGGGCCAGAUCGGUGACAUUAAGGCGAAAUUGAUUUCUUCAACUACCAUCCCAACAUUCCUGAGAACAUGGUCCGAAAUUAUGGUCUCGAUCCUCCCCGAGAAGAUGAUGCAUAUCAUCUACCGGCUGCCUGUGCACGACCCGAAGGGUCAGUGCAUCCCCGCCAUCAAGGACGAGGUUUCGCUGGAGUACGCUCUCUCCCUGCGCCCUCACUACAUGAUGCAGGCGCUGGUGGCCGCCUUGGAUGCGGGUGCGAUCCCUACUGGCCCUACCUUCAAAUCGCUGACCGACCUGGCCUCCGACAUGAAGAUCAAUAUGAAAGGGACGGCGCGCGAGUGCAAUCUUGAUUCAGUGAUCAUUGCGUUCGGCCUCAAUUUAGAUACGAAGGAGAAGUGGGUGCAGAAGUGGGGAGAUGUGCUGAUCACGGCGUCGUCGACGGGCCAGCUGAGCCGCAUCGUCAACGAGAAGGUCGAGAAUAAGCAGGAGAGCCUCGCCGAGAUCCAGGCCGAGACACCGCUGGAGAAGCCCAUGGACCCCGUGGAAGUUGUCGAGGUGGAGCCAGAGGCGCCGCAGAUCGCAGAGGUCAGCCUGGAGCAUAUCAUGGGCCUCGAGGAUCAGGCCGUGUCCUCCGCGAAGGAGUCCAUCGACACCCAGGAGCUCGGCUUUGGUGAGGGGCUCGCGAUGAUUGAUGUGAAAAUGCUUGAGAACAACAUCUCGAACCUCUACUGGCGCAGGCUGGCUGAGAAGAAAGACAUCUGGCCCAAGAUUGUAUUCCGCAAAGGAGUUGGGAACAAGGCGACGACAGAAGUCGUGGCUCUUCAGCGGCAGACCCUUGACCCGAACACGUUCGUGAUGCCGUGCGCUGGUGAUUUCACCUGCACGCCCGCCAAGGACGGCAUCCCCGUGUGCCACAUUCUUGGGCUGCAGUUCUUCCUCGUCCCUGGAAGUGCAGGCUCGGUCGCCUCCGAGGCCCCUGUCCCAGCGUGGAUCGUAAAGACUGUUACUCGCGCAGAUUCAGCUACCAUGGUCCGCCACGACGGCACGUUCACAGCGUAUCUCGACUCCAACCUGAACGUCUUCGAGGACAAGCCGGAGGGAGGGAAGAUGGUCCAGAUCGAGUUCAACAACCCCGUGCUCAAACUGAAGGAGGGAGAGGUGGCCGACAACACGGGCGACAUCGUGCUGACGCGCACGCUGACCGACACCGAGAAGACGCAACGUGCUACGAGAAAGUUCCUGGGCGGCACGGACUUGGCCUUGGCCCUGCCAUCGGCUUGCGACAUCAUCGAGACGAAGUUGAAGGCCUUGGCGGAGGGCCUAGCACAGGCACAGGCGCCCACAUCAGAGUCCAAGGAUGCGGCGGCGAAGUUCGUGGACCCGAAAGGGUUCAAGCACCUCUUGAAGUGA